UGGAGCAGCUCUGCCGCGGGGACUGCACUGUCCGCCCUGCCAGACCCGCCCCGACUGGGGCUCGCCGUCACCAGCAGUCACAGCACUGCGACCUCGGGCCCUACGUCGGCUAUGGCUGCGUCCUGGGACUAAGUCCGCAGGUUGUGUGACUGAGUUUCCCAAAGAGAGAGAGACUGAUAAAAGAAGAGAAGAAGGAGGGGCGGGCUCCUGGCAAGGCGUUCGCUCCUGAACAGAGUCCUGCAAAGAUGGAGAAGGAGGAGGAGACAACUCGGGAGCUGCUGCUGCCUAACUGGCAGGGCAGCGGCUCCCACGGACUGACCAUUGCCCAGAGGGAUGAUGGAGUCUUUGUUCAGGAAGUGAUGCAGAACUCCCCUGCGGCCCGCACUGGGGUGGUCAAAGAGGGGGACCAGAUUGUGGGUGCCACCAUCUACUUUGACAACCUGCAGUCUGGUGAGGUGACCCAGCUGCUGAACACCAUGGGGCACCACACUGUUGGCUUGAAGUUGCACCGUAAGGGGGACCGUUCCCCUGAGCCUGGACAGACCUGGACUCAUGAAGUCUUCAGCUCCCGUAGCUCCGAGGUGGUGCUGAGCGGGGAUGAUGAAGACUACCAGCGCAUCUACACCACAAAGAUCAAGCCACGACUGAAGUCGGAGGAUGGUGUAGAAGGGGACCUUGGGGAGACCCAGAGCCGUACCAUCACGGUGACUAAAAGGGUCACAGCCUACACUGUGGAUGUGACCGGUCGGGAAGGAGUGAAGGACAUCGACAUCAGCAGCCCUGAGUUCAUGAUCAAGAUACCAAAGCACGAAGUGACUGAAAUCGCCAACAAAGAUGUAGAAAUCCAGUCUGGGAAGACGGUGAUCAGACUGCCCUCAGGAUCGGGGGCAGUUUCUCCAACCCCUGGCUCUGCCAUGGAUAUCCGGGCAGGGGCCAUUUCUGCUUCAGGACCAGAGCUCGAAGGUGCUGGCCAAUCAAAAUUCCAGGUCACCGUACCUGGGAUAAAGGUGGGAAGCCCCGGCGUCAAUGUCAGUGCAAAAGGCUUGGACUUGGGUGGCAAAGGAGGGAUCCAAGUUCCAGGGGUGGACAUUUCGUCUUCUCUUGGGACUGGCUCAGUAGAGGUACAGGGUCCUUCCCUCCAGAGUGGUGAUAUUGGGAAAAUUAAAAUUCCAACCAUGAAGAUGCCAAAAUUUGGUGUCUCAGCAGGCCCGGAGGGUCAGAUACCAGAGGCAGGGCUGAGUGUUUCCGCACCUGAGUUCUCUGUGGGGCAUAAAAGUGACAAGCCAGGUUUGGCCAUUGGUGGGAGCAUUCAGGCCCCUCACUUGGAAGUCAGUGCCCCUUCUGUCAAUAUUGAGGGCCUUGGGGGGAAGCUGAAGGGUCCCCAAAUCAGUGGGCCAUCACUCGAAAGUGACUUAGGUCUGAAAGGUACCAAGCUGCAGGGGAACAUAGGAAUGGAUGCCUCUGCUUCCAAAAUUGAGGGCAGCAUCACUGGUCCCAGUGUGGAAGUUGGAACCCCUGAUGUCGACAUUCAUGGGCUAGGAGGCAAACUGAAUUUGCCCAAGAUGAAAGUCCCUAAAUUCUCUGCAUCAGGUUCCAAGGGAGAGGGAGUUGGCGUUGAUGUUACAGUGCCCACAGGUGAAGUGACCCUUCCUGGGGUCUCUGGGGAUGUUAGUCAGCCUGAGAUUGCUAUUGGUGGGCUAGAAGGGAAGAUAAAGGGUACUAAAGUCAAGACACCUGAAAUGAUUGUCCAGAAACCUAAAAUCUCCAUGCAGGAUGUGGAUCUGAGCCUUGGCUCUUGUAAACUGAAAGGCGAUAUGAAGGUGUCUGCUCCUGAGGUCAAAGGUGAUGUUAAAGGCCCUCAUGUGGGAGUUAAAGGCCCCAAAGUGGACAUAGAGACACCAAACUUAGAGGGGACCUUGACAGGUCCCAAGCUCAGCAGUCCAUCUGGAAAAAUAGGGGCCUGUAGGAUAUCUAUGGCAGAUGUAGACCUAAAUGUCGCUGCGCCUAAAGGGAAAGGGGGUGUAGAUGUUGUGCUACCCAAAGUAGAAGGGAAAAUCAAAGUCCCUGAACUUGAUGUCCAAGGCCCCAAAAUGGAUAUUAGUGCCCCAGAUGUGGAAGUGCAUGGCCCAGAAUGGAACUUGAAAACGCCCAAGAUGAAGAUGCCCAAGUUCAGUGUCCCAGGGGUCAAAGGAGAAGGCCCAGAUGUAGAUGUGGCUCUACCGAAAGGAGACAUCAGUAUUUCAGGGCCUAAGGUCAACAUAGAAGCCCCAAGUGCCAACAUGGAGAGUCUGGGGGGCAAACUUAAAGGUCCUGAUAUUGAUCUUCCUGAAGUGAGUGUCAAGACUCCAAAGGUUUCCAUACCUGAUGUAGAUCUGCACAUCAAAGGCGCAAAGGUGAAGGGAGAGUGUGAUGUCACAACACCAAAGCUUGAGGGUGACCUGAAAGGCCUCCAAGUGGGUGCUGAUGCCCCAGAAGUGAAUGUUCAUGGCCCAGACCUGAAGAUACCCAAGAUGAAGAUGCCCAAAUUCAGUGUGCCAGGGUUCAAAGCAGAGGGCCCAGAAGUGGAUGUGAAUCUGCCCAAGGCAGAUAUGGACAUUUCUGGGCCUAAGGUGGAGGUCAGUGCUCCAGAUGUGAGCAUUGAGGGACCAGAAGGGAAACUGAAAGGACCUAAGUUUAAAAUGCCUGAAAUGAAUAUCAGAGCUCCAAAGAUCUCCAUGCCAGAUGUGGACUUACACUUAAAAGGCCCCAGUGUAAAGGGAGAAUAUGAUGUCACCGUGCCAAGGCCUGAAGGUGAGAUUAAAGUUCCUGAUGUUGAACUUAAAAGUGCCAAACUGGACAUUGAUGCCCCGAAUAUGGAUGUUCAAGGUCCCGAAUGGCACAUGAAGAUGCCAAAGAUAAAAAUGCCCAAGUUUGGUAUGCCAGGCUUCAAGGCAGAGAGUCCAGAUGUGGAGGUGAAUCUCCCUAAGGCCAACAUUGAUGUCUCAGGACCCAAGGUAGAUGUCAAAGCACCAGAUGUGAACAUUGAAGGACCUGAAGGAAAACUGAAGGGUCCUAAGCUGAAGACGCCUGAGAUGAAUAUAAAGGCCCCAAAGAUCUCCAUGCCUGAUGUAGAUUUGCAUAUGAAAGGCCCCAAGGUAAAAGGAGAGUAUGAUGUCACAAUGCCAAAGAUUGAAGGAGACUUGAAAGGCCCCAAAGUAGAUGUCAGUGCUCCAGAUGUUGACAUUCAGAGUCCUGAUUGGAACUUGAAAAUGCCAAAGAUUAAAAUGCCCAAAUUUAGCAUGCCUAGUCUCAAAGGAGAAGGCCCAGAGUUGGAUGUGAACAUGCCCAAGGCUGAUAUGGACAUUUCUGUACCAAAACUAGAUAUUAGUGCUCCAGAUUUGAACCUUGAAGGACCGGAAGGGAAGUUGAAAGGCCCCAAGUUUAAGAUGCCUGAGAUGCAUUUCAAGGCUCCAAAGGUGUCUCUACCAGAUGUGGACCUGGACCUCAAAGGACCCAAAAUGAAAGGAAAUCUAGACAUGACAGCACCAAAAAUAGAGGGAGAGAUGAAAGUACCAGAUGUGGACAUCAAAGGUCCGAAGGUAGAUAUUAAAUCACCAGAUGGGGAAGGUCAGGGCCCAGACUGGAGCCUGAAAAUGCCAAAGAUGAAAAUGCCUAAGUUCAGUAUGCCUACUCUCAAAGGUGAGGGUCCAGAUGUGGAUGUGAACCUGCCUAAGGCUGACAUUGAUGUCUCAGUACCCAAGGUUGACAUUGAAGGCCCUGAUGUGAGCAUUGAAGGACCAGAAGGAAAGUUGAAAGGUCCUAAGUUCAAGAUGCCUGAGAUGAACAUCAAGGCCCCCAAGAUUUCCAUGCCUGAUGUGGACUUAAACUUGAAAGGCCCCAAAGUCAAGGGGGAUGUGGAUGUGACAGUGCCCAAGCUAGAAGGUGAAAUGAAAGUGCCAGAUGUGGACAUCAAAGGCCCCAAAGUGGACAUUGAUGCUCCAGAUGUGGAUGUUCAUGGUCCAGACUGGCACCUGAAGAUGCCCAAGAUGAAAAUGCCCAAGUUCAGCAUGCCUGGCUUCAAAGCAGAAGGCCCAGAAGUGGAUGUGAACCUGCCAAAGGCUGACAUUGAUAUCUCAGGACCCAAGGUGGAUGUUGAAGUUCCUGAUGUGAGCAUUGAAGGGCCAGAAGGAAAGCUGAAAGGCCCCAAGUUUAAGAUGCCUGACAUGCACUUCAAGGCUCCUAAGAUCUCCAUGCCUGAUGUGGACUUGAAUAUUAAGGGGCCCAAAGGAAAAGCAGAUGUGGAUGUAUCAUUGCCUGAUGUAGAAGGUGAAAUAAAAGUUCCAGAUGUGGAUGUUAAAGGGCCCAAAGUUGGCAUUGAUGCUCCAGACGUUGAAGUUCAUGGCCCAGACUGGCACCUUAAGAUGCCUAAAAUGAAAAUGCCCAAGUUCAGUAUGCCUGGUUUCAAAGGAGAAGGCCCAGAAGUUGACAUCCCUAAGGCCAACAUCGAUGUCUCAGGACCCAAGGUAGACAUUAAUGUUCCAGAUGUAAAUAUUGAAGGUCCAGAUACAAAACUAAAAGGGCCAAAAUUUAAGAUGCCAGAAAUGAAUAUAAAGCCUCAGAAGAUAUCCAUGCCAGAUGUUAGCUUGAAUUUGAAAGGCCCUAAAGUGAAAGGAGACUAUGAUGUUCCAAAAGUGGGAGGAGAAAUGAAAGCUCCUGCUGUUGAUAUUAAAGGCCCCCAAGUAGAUGUACCAGAUGUGGAUGUUCACGGCCCAGACUGGCACCUGAAGAUGCCCAAGGUGAAAAUGCCCAAGUUCAGCAUGCCUGGCUUCAAAGGAGAGGGCCCUGAAGUGGAUGUAAAUCUUCAAAAGGCCAACAUUGAUGUCUCAGGACCCAAAGUGAACAUUGAUGUUCCAGAUGUGAAUAUUGAAGCUCCAGAAGGGAAACUAAAGGGCCCCAAGUUCAAGAUGCCGAGCAUGAAUAUACAGACACACAAAAUCUCUAUGCCUGAUGUUGGUCUUAAUCUGAAAGGACCUAAACUGAAAAGUGAUGCAGAUGUUUCUCUUCCAAAAGUGGAAGGAAAUUUGAAAGGUCCUGAAGUUGAUGUUAAAGUCCCUAAGGUGGAUGUGGAUGUUGGUGAUAUUGAUAUUGAAUGUCCAGAAGGGAAGUUGAAGGGUCCCAAGUUUAAGAUGCCUGACAUGCACUUCAAGACUCCUAAGAUCUCCAUGCCUGAUGUGGACUUAAACUUGAAAGGCCCCAAAGUCAAGGGGGAUGUGGAUGUGGCAGUGCCCAAGCUAGAAGGUGAAAUGAAAGUGCCAGAUGUGGACAUCAAAGGACCCAAAGUGGACAUCAGUGCUCCAGAUGUGGAUGUUCAUGGGCCAGAUUGGCACCUGAAGAUGCCCAAGGUGAAAAUGCCCAAGUUUAGCAUGCCUGGCUUCAAAGCAGAAGGCCCUGAAAUGGAUGUAGACCUACCCAAGGCUGACAUUGAUGUCUCAGGGCCAAAGAUGGACAUUGAUGUUCCAGAUGUGAAUAUAGAAGGUCCUGAUGCAAAACUGAAAGGCUCCAAAUUUAAGAUGCCCAAGUUCAAUAUUAAGGCUCCCAAGAUCUCCAUGCCAGAUGUGGACUUGAAUUUGAAGGGGCCCAAACUGAAAGGAGAGAUAGAUGCUUCUGUGCCAGAAAUGGAAGCUGAUCUCAGAGGUCCUAAAGUUGAUAUCAAAGGCCCCAGCGUAGAUGUGGAAGUGCCUGAUGUUGACCUGGAAUGUCCUGAGGCAAAGUUGAAGGGCCCCAAGUUUAAGAUGCCUGACAUGCACUUCAAGACCCCUAAGAUCUCCAUGCCUGAUGUGGACUUACAUUUGAAAGGCCCCAAAGUCAAAGGGGAUCUCGACGUGACAGUGCCCAAGCUAGAAGGAGAAUUAAAAGGUCCCAGUGUGGAUGUGGAAGUACCUGAUGUUGACCUGGAAUGUCCUGAUGCAAAGUUGAAGGGUCCCAAGUUUAAGAUGCCUGACAUGCACUUCAAGGCCCCUAAGAUCUCCAUGCCUGAUGUGGACUUAAACUUGAAAGGCCCCAAAGUCAAGGGGGAUGUGGAUGUGACAGUGCCCAAGCUAGAAGGUGAAAUGAAAGUGCCAGAUGUGGACAUCAAAGGACCCAAAGUGGACAUCAGUGCUCCAGAUGUGGAUGUUCAUGGGCCAGAUUGGCACCUGAAGAUGCCCAAGAUGAAAAUGCCCAAGUUUAGCAUGCCUGGCUUCAAAGCAGAAGGCCCUGAAAUGGAUGUAGACCUACCCAAGGCUGACAUUGAUAUCUCAGGACCCAAGGUGGAUGUUGAAGUUCCUGAUGUGAGCAUUGAAGGGCCAGAAGGAAAGCUGAAAGGCCCCAAGUUUAAGAUGCCUGACAUGCACUUCAAGGCUCCCAAGAUCUCCAUGCCUGAUGUGGACCUGCACUUGAAAGGCCCUAAGGUCAAAGGGGAUAUGGAUGUGACUGUUCCAAAACUGGAAGGAGAUUUGAAAGGCCCCAAUGUGAAUGUAGAAGUACCUGAUGUUGACCUGGAAUGUCCUGAGGCAAAGUUGAAGGGCCCCAAGUUUAAGAUGCCUGACAUGCACUUCAAGACCCCUAAGAUCUCCAUGCCUGAUGUGGACUUACAUUUGAAAGGCCCCAAAGUCAAAGGGGAUCUCAAUGUGACAGUGCCAAAACUAGAAGGAGAAUUAAAAGGUCCCAGCGUGGAUGUGGAAGCACCUGAUGUUGACCUGGAAUGUCCUGAGGCAAAGUUGAAGGGUCCCAAGUUUAAGAUGCCUGACAUGCACUUCAAGACUCCUAAGAUCUCCAUGCCUGAUGUGGACUUAAACUUGAAAGGCCCCAAAGUCAAGGGGGAUGUGGACGUGUCCCUGCCCAAAGUGGAAGGUGAAAUGAAAGUGCCAGAUGUGGACAUCAAAGGACCCAAAGUGGACAUCAGUGCUCCAGAUGUGGAUGUUCAUGGGCCAGAUUGGCACCUGAAGAUGCCCAAGAUGAAAAUGCCCAAGUUCAGCAUGCCUGGCUUCAAAGCAGAAGGCCCAGAAGUGGAUGUGAACCUGCCAAAGGCUGACAUUGAUAUCUCAGGACCCAAGGUGGACAUUGAAGGCCCUGAUGUGAGCAUUGAAGGGCCAGAAGGAAAGCUGAAAGGCCCCAAGUUUAAGAUGCCUGACAUGCACUUCAAGGCUCCUAAGAUCUCCAUGCCUGACGUUGAUUUCAACUUAAAGGGUUCUAAAAUCAAAGGAGAUAUUGAUGUUUCAGUCCCAAAACUUGAGGGAGACUUAAAGGGUCCAGAACUGGAAGUCAAGGGCCCCAAAUUGGAUGUCGACAUGCCAGAAGUAGCUGUGGAAGGCCCAGAAGGUAAAUGGAAAAGUCCUAAAUUCAAGAUGCCAGACAUGCACUUUAAAGCUCCCAAAAUCUCCAUGCCAGACAUUGAUCUUCACUUAAAGAGUCCAAAGAUAAAGGGUGAGGUUGAUGUAGAUGUUCCCAAAUUGGAAGGAGACCUCAAAGGGCCAAAUGUGGACCUAAGUGGACCAGACAUUGAGAUUGAAGGACCAGAAGGUAAACUGAAGGGUCCUAAGUUCAAGAUGCCAGAGAUGAACAUCAAGGCUCCCAAGAUCUCCAUGCCUGAUUUGCAUCUCAAGGGUCCCAAACUAAAGGGUGAUGUCGAUGUUUCCCUGCCCAAAGUAGAAGGUGACCUCAAGGGCCCUGAAGUUGACAUCAAAGGCCCCAAAAUGGACAUUAAUGCUCCAGAUGUUGAUGUUCAUGGUCCAGACUGGCACCUGAAGAUGCCCAAGAUGAAAAUGCCCAAGUUCAGCAUGCCUGGCUUCAAGGCAGAAGGCCCAGAAGUGGAUGUGAACCUGCCAAAGGCUGACAUUGAUGUCUCAGGACCCAAGGUGGACAUUGAAGGCCCUGAUGUGAGCAUUGAAGGACCAGAAGGAAAGUUGAAAGGUCCUAAGUUUAAGAUGCCUGAGAUGAACAUCAAAGCCCCCAAGAUCUCCAUGCCAGACAUUGAUCUUAACCUGAAAGGCCCCAAAGUGAAGGGUGAUGUGGACGUGUCCCUUCCCAAAGUGGAAGGUGAGAUUAAAGUUCCUGAAGUUGACAUCAAAGGCCCCAAAGUGGACAUUGAUGCCCCAGAUGUGGAUGUUCAUGGUCCAGACUGGCACCUGAAGAUGCCCAAAAUAAAAAUGCCCAAGUUCAGCAUGCCUGGCUUCAAGGGAGAGGGCCCUGAAGUAGAUGUGAGCUUGCCGAAGGCUGACAUUGAUGUCUCAGGACCCAAGGUGGACAUUGAUGUUCCAGAUGUGAAUAUUGAAGGUCCUGAUGCAAAACUGAAGGGUCCUAAGUUCAAGAUGCCAGAGAUGAACAUCAAGGCUCCCAAGAUCUCCAUGCCUGAUUUGCAUCUCAAGGGUCCCAAACUAAAGGGAGAUGUGGAUGUUUCCCUGCCCAACGUAGAAGGUGACCUCAAGGGCCCUGAAGUUGACAUCAAAGGCCCCAAAAUGGACAUUAAUGCUCCAGAUGUUGAUGUUCAUGGUCCAGACUGGCACCUGAAGAUGCCCAAGGUGAAAAUGCCCAAGUUCAGCAUGCCUGGCUUCAAAUCAGAAGGCCCAGAAGUGGAUAUAAACUUGCCAAAGGCUGACAUUGAUGUCUCAGGACCCAAGGUGGACAUUGAAGGCCCUGAUGUGAGCAUUGACGGACCAGAAGGAAAGUUGAAAGGUCCUAAGUUUAAGAUGCCUGAGAUGAACAUCAAAGCCCCCAAGAUCUCCAUGCCAGACAUUGAUCUUAACCUGAAAGGCCCCAAAGUGAAGGGUGAUGUGGACGUGUCCCUUCCCAAAGUGGAAGGUGAGAUUAAAGUUCCUGAAGUUGACAUCAAAGGCCCCAAAGUGGACAUUGAUGCUCCAGAUGUGGAUGUUCAUGGUCCAGACUGGCACCUGAAGAUGCCCAAAAUAAAAAUGCCCAAGUUCAGCAUGCCUGGAUUCAAGGGAGAAGGUCCUGAGGUAGAUGUGAGCCUGCCGAAGGCUGACAUUGAUGUCUCAGGACCCAAGGUGGACAUUGAUGUUCCAGAUGUGAAUAUAGAAGGUCCUGAUGCAAAACUGAAGGGUCCUAAGUUCAAGAUGCCAGAGGUGAACAUCAAAGCUCCUAAGAUCUCAAUGCCAGAUUUGGACCUUAACAUUAAAGGCCCCAAAGUGAAAGGAGAUGUGGAUGUUUCACUUCCAAGUUUUGAAGGUGAUUUGAAAGGGCCUUCUCUUGACAUAAAGGACCCAAAAUUAGAUCUAAAUGCUCCAGAUGUUGACAUUCAUGGUCCUGGGGGCAAAUUAAAAGGCCCCAAACUGAAAAUGCCUGACAUGCAUGUCAACAUGCCCAAGAUCUCUAUGCCUGAAAUUGACUUGAAUUUAAAGGGCUCAAAGCUUAAGGGAGAUGUUGAUAUCUCUGGACCCAAACUGGAGGGUGAAAUUAAAACUCCCAAGUUAGAUGUGAAGGGCCCAGAAGUGGACAUUUCUGCUCCCAAGGUUAAUAUUGAAGGGAAAUCAAAGAAAUCUCGUUUUAAGCUCCCUAAAUUUAAUUUUUCUGGAUCCAAAGUUCAGACACCUGACAUGGAUGUCAAAGUUAAAAAGCCAGAUGUUGAUGUAACAGCUCCAAAAGUUGACAUUAAUGCUCCAGAAGUUGAAGUACAAGGCAAAGUGAAAGGAUCCAAAUUUAAAAUGCCUUUCCUGAGUAUUUCAUCUCCCAAAGUUUCUAUGCCUGAUGUGGAGCUAAAUUUGAAAGGUCCUAAGGUCAAAGGAGACUUAGAUGUAGCAGGCCCAAAUUUAGAAGGAGACUUUAAAAGCCCUAAAGUGGACAUUAAAGCACCAGAGGUUCAUAUUAAUGCACCUGAUGUGGACGUUCAUGGUCCAGAAUGGAAUCUGAAGAUGCCCAAGAUGAAAAUGCCCAAGUUCAGUGUGUCUGGCAUAAAAGCAGAAGGACCUGAUGUGGCUAUGGAUUUACCAAAAGGAGACAUCAAUCUAGAAGGUCCCAGUAUGAAUAUCGAGGGCCCAGAACUCAAUGUAGAGUGUCCAGAGGGAAGCUUAAAAGGCCCCAAAUUUAAGAUGCCUGAGAUGAACAUCAAAGCCCCCAAGAUCUCUAUGCCUGACAUUGACUUAAACCUGAAAGGUCCCAAGGUAAAAGGUGAUGUAGAUGUAUCUCUUCCCAAACUUGAAGGAGAUCUUAAAGGGCCAAAAGUUGACAUCAAAGGCCCCAAAGUGGACAUUGAUGCUCCAGAUGUGGAUGUUCAUGGACCAGAUUUGCACCUGAAGAUGCCCAAAGUGAAAAUGCCCAAGUUCAGCAUGCCUGGAUUCAAGGGAGAGGGCCCUGAAGUGGAUGUUAAUUUGCCCAAAGCUGACAUUGAUGUCUCAGGACCCAAGGUGGACAUUGAUGUUCCAGAUGUGAAUAUUGAAGGUCCUGAUGCAAAACUGAAGGGUCCUAAGUUCAAGAUGCCAGAUUUGAACAUCAAGGCUCCCAAGAUCUCCAUGCCUGACAUUGAUCUGAAUCUUAAAGGCCCCAAAUUGAAGGGUGAUGUGGAUGUGUCCUUGCCCAAAGUAGAAGGUGACCUCAAGUGUCCAGAGGUGGAUAUUACUGGCCCUAAAGUGAACAUUGACAUUCCUGAAGUUAGCAUUGAAGGUCCAGAGGGCAAACUGAAAGGCCCCAAGUUUAAGAUGCCCGAGAUGAACAUCAAAGCCCCCAAGAUCUCCAUGCCAGACAUUGAUCUUAACCUGAAAGGCCCUAAAGUGAAGGGUGAUGUGGACGUGUCCCUUCCCAAAGUGGAAGGUGAGAUUAAAGUUCCUGAAGUUGACAUCAAAGGCCCCAAAGUGGACAUUGAUGCCCCAGAUGUGGAUGUUCAUGGUCCAGACUGGCACCUGAAGAUGCCCAAGAUGAAAAUGCCCAAGUUCAGCAUGCCUGGAUUCAAGGGAGAAGGUCCUGAGGUAGAUGUGAGCCUGCCGAAGGCUGACAUUGAUGUCUCAGGACCCAAGGUAGACAUUGAUGUUCCAGAUGUGAAUAUUGAAGGUCCUGAUGCAAAACUGAGGGGUCCUAAGUUCAAGAUGCCAGAGAUGAACAUCAAGGCUCCCAAGAUCUCCAUGCCUGAUUUGCAUCUCAAGGGUCCCAAACUAAAGGGAGAUGUGGAUGUUUCCCUGCCCAACGUAGAAGGUGACCUCAAGGGCCCUGAAGUUGACAUCAAAGGCCCCAAAAUGGACAUUAAUGCUCCAGAUGUUGAUGUUCAUGGUCCAGACUGGCACCUGAAGAUGCCCAAGGUGAAAAUGCCCAAGUUCAGCAUGCCUGGCUUCAAGGCAGAAGGCCCAGAAGUGGAUGUGAACUUGCCGAAGGCUGACAUUGAUGUCUCAGGACCCAAGGUGGACAUUGAAGGCCCUGAUGUGAGCAUUGAAGGACCAGAAGGAAAGUUGAAAGGUCCUAAGUUUAAGAUGCCUGAGAUGAACAUCAAAGCCCCCAAGAUCUCCAUGCCAGACAUUGAUCUUAACCUGAAAGGCCCUAAAGUGAAGGGUGAUGUGGACGUGUCCCUUCCCAAAGUGGAAGGUGAGAUUAAAGUUCCUGAAGUUGACAUCAAAGGCCCCAACGUGGACAUCAAUGCUCCAGAUGUAGAUGUUCGUGGUCCAGACUGGCACCUGAAGAUGCCCAAAAUAAAAAUGCCCAAGUUCAGCAUGCCUGGCUUCAAGGGAGAGGGUCCUGAAGUAGAUGUGAACCUGCCAAAAUCUGACAUUGAUGUCUCAGGACCCAAGGUGGACAUUGAUGUUCCAGAUGUGAAUAUUGAAGGUCCUGAUGCAAAACUGAAGGGUCCUAAGUUCAAGAUGCCAGAGAUGAACAUCAAGGCUCCCAAGAUCUCCAUGCCUGAUUUGCAUCUCAAGGGUCCCAAACUAAAGGGAGAUGUGGAUGUUUCCCUGCCCAACGUAGAAGGUGACCUCAAGGGCCCUGAAGUUGACAUCAAAGGCCCCAAAAUGGACAUUAAUGCUCCAGAUGUUGAUGUUCAUGGUCCAGACUGGCACCUGAAGAUGCCCAAGGUGAAAAUGCCCAAGUUCAGCAUGCCUGGUUUCAAGGGAGAGGGCCCUGAAGUAGAUGUGAACCUUCCUAAAGCUGACAUUGAUGUCUCAGGAGCCAAGGUAGACAUCGACACUCCUGACAUUGACAUUCAUGGUCCAGAAGGGAAGCUGAAGGGCCCCAAGUUCAAAAUGCCUGACCUUCACCUCAAGGCACCCAAGAUCUCAAUGCCAGAAGUUGACUUGAACCUGAAAGGGCCAAAGGUGAAGAGUGAUGUAGAUGUUUCUCUGCCCAAAGUGGAAGGAGAGAUUAAAGUUCCUGAAGUUGACAUCAAAGGCCCCAAAGUGGACAUCAAUGCUCCAGAUGUUGAUGUUCACGGUCCAGACUGGCACCUGAAGAUGCCCAAGGUGAAAAUGCCCAAGUUCAGCAUGCCUGGCUUCAAGGGAGAGGGCCCUGAAGUGGAUGUGAAGCUGCCGAAGGCUGACAUUGAUGUCUCAGGACCCAAGGUAGACAUUGAUGUUCCAGAUGUGAAUAUUGAAGGUCCUGAUGCAAAACUGAAGGGUCCCAAGUUCAAGAUGCCAGAGAUGAACAUCAAGGCUCCCAAGAUCUCCAUGCCUGACCUUGAUUUGCACUUGAAAGGGCCUAAACUGAAGGGAGAUGUGGAUGCUUCCUUGCCUAAAAUGGAAGGUGAACUAAAAGGCCCUGCUAUUGAUAUAAAGGGUCCCAGUGUGGAUAUCGAUACUCCUGACAUCAAUAUUGAUGGUCCAGAAGGGAAAUUAAAGGGUCCCAAAUUUAAAAUACCAGAUAUGCACAUCAAAGCUCCCAAGAUUUCCAUGCCUGACUUUGACUUAAACCUUAAAGGACCCAAGGUAAAAGGAGAUGUGGACCUUGCACUACCUAAGAUGGAAGGUGAUCUCAAAGGGCCAGAGAUAGACAUUGAGGGUCCUGAAGGAAAGCUCAAAGGUCCCAAAUUUAAGAUGCCAGAUGUCCAUUUUAAGACCCCUCAAAUUUCAAUGAGUGACAUUGAUUUGAACAUGAAAGGACCUAAAAUAAGGGGAGAUUUGGACAUAGAAGGGGAUUUGAAAGGUCCCAAACUGGAUGUCAAAGGCCCUAAACUGGACAUUGACACUCCUGACAUUGACAUUCAUGGUCCAGAAGGGAAGCUGAAGGGCCCCAAGUUCAAAAUGCCUGAUCUCCACCUCAAGGCACCCAAGAUCUCAAUGCCAGAAGUUGACUUGAACCUGAAAGGGCCGAAGGUGAAGGGUGAUGUAGAUGUUUCUCUGCCCAAAGUGGAAGGAGACCUCAAAGGCCCUGAAGUUGACAUCAAAGGUCCCAAAGUGGACAUCAGUGCUCCAGAUGUGGACGUUCAUGGUCCAGACUGGCACCUGAAGAUGCCCAAGGUGAAAAUGCCCAAGUUCAGCAUGCCUGGCUUCAAGGGAGAGGGCCCUGAAGUGGAUGUGAACCUGCCAAAGGCUGACAUUGAUGUCUCAGGACCCAAGGUGGACAUUGAUGUUCCAGAUGUGAAUAUUGAAGGUCCUGAUGCAAAACUGAAGGGUCCUAAGUUCAAGAUGCCAGAGAUGAACAUCAAGGCUCCCAAGAUCUCCAUGCCUGAUUUGCAUCUCAAGGGUCCCAAACUAAAGGGAGAUGUGGAUGUUUCCCUGCCCAAAGUAGAAGGUGACCUCAAGGGCCCGGAAAUUGAUAUCAAAGGACCUAAUGUAGACAUUGAUGUUCCAGAUGUAAAUAUUGAAGGUCCUGAUGCAAAACUGAAGGGAUCUAAGUUCAAAAUGCCAGAGAUUAACAUCAAAGCCCCCAAGAUCUCCAUGCCAGACAUUGAUCUUAACCUGAAAGGCCCUAAAGUGAAGGGCGAUGUGGACGUGUCCCUGCCCAAAGUGGAAGGUGAGAUUAAAGUUCCUGAAGUUGACAUCAAAGGCCCCAAAGUGGACAUCAAUGCUCCAGAUGUGGAUGUUCAUGGUCCAGACUGGCACCUGAAGAUGCCCAAGGUGAAAAUGCCCAAGUUCAGCAUGCCUGGCUUCAAGGGAGAAGGCCCUGAAGUAGAUGUGAGCCUGCCGAAGGCUGACAUUGAUGUCUCAGGACCCAAGGUGGACAUUGAUGUUCCAGAUGUGAAUAUUGAAGGUCCUGAUGCAAAAUUGAAGGGUCCUAAAUUCAAGAUGCCGGAGAUUAGCAUCAAGGCUCCAAAGGUAUCUAUGCCUGAUGUGGAUCUGGAGUUAAAAGGACCCAAAGUAAAAGGAGACUUUGACGUGUCUGUUCCCACGAUUGAAGGUAGUCUCAAAGGACCUGAAGUAGACCUGAAAGGUCCAAGUCUAGAUUUUGAAGGCCCUGAUGCUAAACUCAGUGGCCCUAACUUGAAGAUGCCAUCACUGGAUGUAUCUGCUCCUAAAAUAACUGGACCUGAUGUUAAUGUGCACCUCAAGACACCAAAAAUUGGUGUUUCUGGGCCUAAGUUAGGAGGUGGUGAAGUGGACCUUAAAGGACCCAAAGUUGAUUUAGAAACUCCAAGUUUAGACGUCCGCAUGGAGAGCCCAGAUAUUAAUAUCGAGGGUCCAGAUGUUAAAGUUCCAAAGUUUAAGAAACCCAAGUUUGGAUUUGGUGCAAAAAGCGCUAAAGCUGACAUCAAGACACCCUCAGUUGAUGUGACUGUCCCUGAAGCAGAGCUGAGUGUUGAGACCCCUGAUGUAAGCCUUGGUGGAAAGGGCAAGAAAAGCAAGUUUAAAAUGCCUAAAAUUCACAUGAGUGGCCCUAAAGUUAAGGCCAAAAAGCAAGGAUUUGAUUUGAACGUUCCUGGAGGUGAGAUUGAUGCCAGUCUGAAGGGUCCUGAUGUGGAUAUCGGUGUUGCAGGGCCUGAUGCUGCACUCAAAGUUGAUGUAAAGUCUCCAAAAGCCAAGAAAACCAUGUUUGGGAAAAUGUACUUCCCAGAUGUAGAAUUUGACAUCAAGUCACCUAAAUUUAAAGCAGAGGCUUCCCUACCCAGCCCUAAGUUGGAGGGUGACAUCAAGGUACCAGAUCUGGACAUUUCUUCACCAGGGGUUAAUGUGGAAGCUCCUGACAUCCAUGUGAAGGCUCCCAAGUUCAAGGUGCCAGGUGUGGAUGUCUCAGGGCCAAAGUUAGAGGGCAACUUGAAAGGUCCUAAGGUGCAGGCAAACUUGGAGACACCUAACAUCAACAUCAAAGGCUCUGAUGCCAAAAUCAAAGCACCCUCAUUCAGUGUGUCUGCUCCUCAAGUCUCCAUACCUGAUGUGAAUGUUAAGUUGACAGGACCAAAGAUAAAGGGUGAUGCCCCCAGUGUGGGUCUGGAAGGACCUGAUGUCGAUUUGCAAGGUCCAGAAGGAAAAAUCAAGUUCCCCAAGUUUUCACUGCCCAAGAUCAGUGCCCCUGGUCUUGAAGGAAGCUUGAGCACAUCAGAUGUUAAGUUUGAAGGGCCUGAUAUAUCUCUUAAAGGCCCAGGAGUAGACUUGCCUUCGGUGGACCUCUCUAUGCCAAAAAUUUCUGGGCCUGAUGUUGACCUGAACUUGAAAGGACCAAGUCUGAAGGGAGACCUGGAUGCAUCCAGUCCCAGCAUGAAGCUGCACGCCCCAGGUCUUGACCUCAAAGGUGUUGGUGGAAAAGUACAGAUAGGAGGAGAUGGUGUGAAAGUCCCGGGGAUUGAUGCCACAGCAGCCCUUAAUGUGGGGGCACCUGAUGUGACCCUGAAGGGACCAAGCCUACAGGGAGAUUUGACCAUGUCUGGGGACAUCAAGUGCCCUAAACUAUCUGCGGGCGCCCCGGAUCUCAGCUUGGAGGCCUCAGAAGGUAGCGUCAAAUUUCCCCACAUGAAGCUGCCUCAGUUUGGCAUCUCUGCUCCAGGGUCCGACUUGGACGUUAACAUCAAGGGGCCACAAGUUUGUGGAGAACUGAAGGGGCCAGGGAUGGAUGUGAACCUGAAGGGGCCCCAGAUCUCAGCACCAAACAUGGACUUUAACUUGGAAGGACCAAAAGUGAAGGGGAGCCUUGGGGCCACUGGAGAACUGAAAGGCCCAGCAGUUGGGGGAAGCCUUCCAGGUGUCAGUGUUCAGGGCCUAGAAGGAAAUCUCCAAAUGCCUGGAUUUAAGGCUUCUGGAUGCGAUGUGCAACUCCCAACGGGGCAGCUUUCUGGUCCUGAAAUUAAAGGAGAUCUGAAAGGUUCAGGAAUAGGUCUCCAUGGGGCUGUCCCUGAUAUCAGUGUCAAGGGGCCUUCCUUUAACAUGGCAUCUCCAGAGUCAGAUUUUGGUGUCAGCUUGAAGGGCCCCAAAGUCAAAGGAGGUGUAGAUGUUUCAGGGGGUGUCACUGUCCCAGAUAUCAACCUGGGUGAAGGGCAUAUGAAUGUCAAAGACUCUGGGGUUGAGUGGAAGGGACCCCAAGUCUCCUCCUCUCUAAACCUGGAUACAUCUAAACUUGCUGGGAACCUUCAUUUCUCAGGACCAAAGAUAGAAGGAGGCAUGAAAGGAGGCCAGACUGGACUCCAGGGUCCAGGGCUGAGUGUGUCUGGGCCUCAAGGUCACUUGGAAAGUGGAUCUGGAAAAGUAACAUUCCCCAAGAUGAAGAUCCCCAAAUUUGCCUUCUCUGGCCGCGAGCUUGUUGGCAGAGAAGUAGGGGUGGAUGUCAACUUCCCUAAAGUAGAGGCCAAUGUGCAGGCUGGUGCAGGAGAAGACGAAUGGGAAGAGUCAGAAGUAAAACUUAAAAAAUCCAAAAUCAAAAUGCCCAAGUUUAACUUUUCCAAACCUAAAGGGAAAGGUGGUGCCACCGGCUCACCAGAAGCAUCCAUUUCUGGGUCCAAAGGGGACCUGAAGAGCUCAAAGGCCAGCUUGGGCUCUCUGGAAGGAGAAGCAGAUGCUGAAGCAUCGUCACCAAAAGGCAAAUUCUCGCUGUUUAAAAGUAAGAAGCCAAGACACCGCUCCAACUCCUUCAGCGAUGAGAGGGAGUUCUCGGCGCCUUCCACCCCAACCGGGACUUUGGAGUAUGCAGGUGGAGAAGUUAAAAGCAAACACGGGAAGCUGAAAUUUGGUACCUUCGGUGGGUUGGGGUCAAAGAGCAAAGGUCAUUAUGAGGUGACUGGGAGUGAUGAUGAGGCAGCCAAGUUACAGGGGAGUGGAGUGUCUUUGGCCUCAAAGAAGUCCCGACUGUCUUCCUCUUCUAGCAACGACAGUGGGACGAAGGUUGGCAUCCAGCUUCCUGAGGUAGAACUCUCAAUUUCCACAAAGAAAGAGUAGUGGGCCUUGUAUGUGUGUACAUAUAUAUAAAUACAUCAGCCUUGGGUGUGUUUGUAUAUAAACUCCAAAGAGAAACACCCCAACAGCCUCAGCAAUAAUGCAAAGAUCUUGCCUCUCCCAGUGGCAAGUGCUGACAAACCGAGUGCCUCUAGGCUCCUGGGACUCUGCAGCUAGGUAAAGAGUUCUAAAUUCAUCUGGCCCGUGUGCGAAGUCAACAGUAUUUGCCUUAAGAUUUUAGUUUUUUUGGUUUCUUCUUCAUAUUUUUUUUUUGCAUUGAACGCUGAGAGCUCGUGUUUACUAAGCAAGCUUUUGUGUUUACCCUUAUUUUUACUGAACAUUGUUAGUACCUGGGUAAUGGAAACCCACUUUCUUUUCAUUGUAAUGACUUUGGGGGCUUUUGUGAGUAAGGGAAGGUGGGAUAAAAGGUGGCAGAGGGGUCUAGGUCGUCAUUGCUCUGAAGGUUGGAUAUGUACAAAUAGCAACACCCUGGUAUGGCUCAGAGGAGGUGGCAGCCAGGAGGUGGGUGUUUCUCAAUUCUCUGUAGCAUGACUUUUAAUCCCUAGGUGUGUUAGUCCCAGCCUAGUUUGGUGCUCAAGGUGAGAGGGGGAUUUAAAUCUGUCUGCAAAUUGUCCAACCUGCCAGGUCAGUGUGAGGGGCUUCCAUUCUGGGUUUGGUAAGAAAGUGUUCAUUCGUGACUGCCGUGUUCUGAGAAAAGUUCUGAUUCCUUUUAACAAAUGUCAUCAUGAUUAAGGAAAUGUCUGGCACUUUAAUGGAAAAUUAAUUGAGAAUGUAAGAAAGUUGAUGCUGUACAAGGCAAAUAAAACCGUUCAUUAACCCUGA
Molecule: messenger RNA, 18083 nt
Organism: Microtus oregoni (creeping vole)
Lineage: Eukaryota; Metazoa; Chordata; Mammalia; Rodentia; Cricetidae
Gene: Ahnak
Product: AHNAK nucleoprotein
Exons: 5
Coding region: 246-17243 (5665 amino acids)
Biological process (GO): regulation of RNA splicing
Cellular component (GO): nucleus; costamere; cytoplasm
Molecular function (GO): protein binding
Source: RefSeq, a predicted model, not a curated record